Molecule: messenger RNA, 1551 nt
Organism: Purpureocillium lilacinum
Lineage: Eukaryota; Fungi; Ascomycota; Sordariomycetes; Hypocreales; Ophiocordycipitaceae
Biological process (GO): transmembrane transport
Cellular component (GO): plasma membrane
Molecular function (GO): transmembrane transporter activity
Source: RefSeq, a predicted model, not a curated record
AUGGCUCUAAAUAUCGACUAUGAGGCUGUUCCGGGGACGGAGCAGCUCAUUGAUGCAAACAACAAAGCGGAGGCGUUUGCCCACGUCGAUGAAUCCGAUAUCGUACUUAUCCCUCAGCCGACUGCCUGUGGGGGCGAUCCACUGAAUUGGCCACGAUGGAAGAAGUACUAUCAAUUGUUUCUCGUGGCGCUAUAUGCCUGUGCCUUCUCCUUUGGCGAGAAUACUCUGGGAGCGGCAUGGACAACGGUCAGCAAAGACACCGGCGUUACCUUGACCAACAUGAAUGGUGGCAGCGCACUGAAUUACCUCCUACUCGGCUUUGUCAAUAUUUGGUGGAUGCCGACUGCCAACAUCCUCGGGCGUAGACUUGUUUAUCUUGCAACUACAGCUCUCUGUCUCGCAACAGGCUUUUGGCUCGCUGCGGUCCACGGGACAGCCCAAUGGAUGCUGAACAUGAUUGUCAACGGCGUUGGAACCUCGGCGUAUCAGGCCAUCGUGCAACUUGCUAUAUUCGACAUGUUCUUUGUGCACGAACGAGGAAGAAUGCUCUCAGUGUAUCUGUUUGCUCAACAGCUGGGUUCCAUCAUCGGACUCAUCACAGGCGGAAGCAUGUCCGACACUGUGGGCUGGCGCUGGAGUCAGCGAAUAGUCGGAUUGGGGUUCACCUUUGUGCUCCUCAUCUUCUUCUUCUCCUUCGAGGAGACCCUGUUCCCGCGGUUCUUGUUCUCCCAAAGCUCCUUCUCGCCCGUUCCCAUCAAUGAACUGGCGGACGGCGAGGUACCACAUCCGGAGCGUCAAGUCAGCAAAAGUGAAGUGGAGACGAGUGAACAUCGAGCAAGGUCCAGGGUCGGCACCGAACAAUUUCCCAGGCGAUCGUAUCUUCAGAUCCUCAAGCCGUGGGCUGGAUUCAUAUACGCGUUCGGAGCAACAGCGGGCAUUGUCUCGUUCAACACCAUCUCCGAGAUCCUCACGGAAGCGCCGUACAAUUUUAGCACGACCUCAACCGGCCUGGUCUUCUUCGCCGCGUUAGUCGGCAACAUCAUUGGGUAUGCCAUAGGUGUCACGAGCGACCACGUUGUGAUUGCUCUGUCACGACGGAAUGGCGGCGUCAAAGAGCCGGAAAUGCGGCUGUAUAUGCUCGCCCCAUGCUUCCUUCUAGCUGCUACUGGAUACAUGAUGUACGGAUGGGGUGCCCAGACGGAAGCGCACUGGGUAACUAUCGCGAUCGGCAUCGGGGCCAUGAUCUCGCACCAGGUUGGCGCCUGCACAAUCGCCACCGCAUACGCAAUGGAUUGCUUCCCAGGGAUUUCCGGUGAACUGGUUGUGGUUCUAGCCAUGUGCUCCUCAGCCGUCAACUUUGCAAUCUCGUACUCCGUUCAGCCCUUCAUUGAAGCAGCGGGCUACGGGUGGACAUUUUUCUUCUUCGGCUUGUGUGUGUUGGCCUCAGUGUUAAUGGCCAUUCCGCUGGUGAUCUACGGGAAACGAUGGCGCAUCGCCAAAGCACCUCGCUACUACCGCUUCUUGGAGGAGGUUGGCGGCUACACCGACUAG